AUUAACAAAUCACCAACACUUAUUGGACCAGUGGAGAGACUCAUCAACCUAUAAUGAGUUUUAAAGUAACAAAUGCCACUGAGUGACACCAGGAAAAGGCUUGUUUGGGCAUUUCAGCACUGGACAGCUCUUGUCUUGAGAUUUGUGGCAUGUGCGCGGGGGAAGUGACCAGCCUGUGGUGGGCAGGAGCAGAGAGCAUCCUCCACACGACUCCUACCGCCGAGACAUGAGCAUACCGGAGUUCCUACUGGAAGUGUCCAUUGUGGUGAUAGCUGUCGUCUCGCUGUUGACAAACCUGUCAGUGCUGCUAUGUUUCACCCAGAGCAGCGAGUUGAGAUCCCACGUGCCAGGCAUCUUCAUCCUCAACCUGUCAUUCUCCAACAUCCUCCUCACUGUCAUCAACAUGCCCGCCACUUUUCUCGCCGUGGCCAGGAGCGCGCAGCCCUUCGGGGACCUGUUCUGUCAGGCUGUGAGUUUUGCAGAGACUUUCCUCACCUCUAACGCGAUGCUGAGCAUGGCGGCGCUCAGCAUGGACAGGUGGGUGGCGGUGGUGUUCCCCCUCAGUUACUCCAGCAAGAUGCGCUACAGGGACGCGUUCCUGAUCGUGGCGUACUCCUGGAUGCACUCCCUGACCUUCUCCCUGACGCAGCUGCUCAUGGACUGGGGAGGGUACAGCAACACAUACGCCUCGUGCACGGUGCACCUGGACGAGGAGAAGAGGUCUCAGCUGGCGGCGUACGCCACCUUCACCGCUCUGUUCCACUGCAGCAGCUUCGCGCUCUGCCUCCUCGUCCUGUGCUUCGCCUACCUCAAAGUUUUGAGAGUGGCCAGGUCUCACUGUAAGAGGAUAGAUGUGAUUACGGUGCAGACUCUGCUUCUGCUGGUUGAUAUUCACCCCAGUGUGAAGGAGAGGUGUCUAGCUGAGCAGAAGAAGAGGAGGCAGCGUGCAACUAAGAAAAUCUGCGUCUUCAUCGGCACCUUCAUCCUCUGCUUUUCACCAUAUGUUAUAACGAGGCUGGUGGAGUUGUUGCCCUCUGUGCACAUCCCCCGCUACUGGGGCAUGACCGCCAGAUGUCUGUCUUAUGCCAAGACCUCCAGCGACCCGUUUGUCUACUGCCUGCUGAGGCAUCAGUACAGGAAGGUCCUCGUUAGUAUCAUAGGCCGGUUUAUGCGAAAGGACCGCUACUCGCUGUCUGUCCACAGCGUGAGCAGCACGCUGGACACCAUAGACGACAGCUGCAUCGCCAGAGUCACCUGAGCUUCAUGUGCAAAUCUUUAAACGAUUCAACACUUGCAACCCUUCUGAAGAAGGGUCAAAGGUCAGGGUCUCUGAAGAGCAGCAGCCCUGCAGAUGGAAGAGAGUCACUGCCUUGCUCAAGGACACUUUGACACAGCGGUGGACCACAGGGAGUGUCCACUGGGAGAAUUGUGAAGGACACAAAACAGUGUUUUCUCACUGAGAGCGUACUGGCCUCUGAUGUGUGCCGAAGGCCUCUUGAGCCUCUACACACUGUCGUUUCCAAAGGGCUUGUCAGUUUGCCUGCUGAGGCAUCGCCAAGAACACACCGCACGACGCCCACAACACUAUGUUUAUUACUAUCAUCAGUGUAAAUGUACGGUUAAAGAAACCUUGAAUUUGUUCGAAAGUGUACUUCAUGUUUCAGUGAAAGAGCUGGAAAAAUGUUCAUUCUCAUGACUGUUAUGACGCUAAAGUUAAAGUUUGUGUUUAUGAGUGCCAUUUUAUUAUGUAGAGUGUAAAAAAUAGGUGUGAGGAUGUGUGACGAUGUUACAGCACAACACAGAUUAAAUAAUAAACUGCACUGCCACAGAAACACUAUGACUCAGUCACUAUAUACAUACGAAUGAAGGAAAAGCCAUUAGAUUCUGGUCAAACUGUGCUGCUGUGGGUAAGGUAAUUAUAGUGGUGUUGUGAGAGUGGUUCACAUGAGC
Messenger RNA from Centropristis striata (black sea bass), 1950 nucleotides. RefSeq names its product G protein-coupled receptor 78a (gene gpr78a). Lineage: Eukaryota; Metazoa; Chordata; Actinopteri; Perciformes; Serranidae. The transcript has 3 exons. Bases 227 to 1258 code for a protein of 343 amino acids. Gene Ontology annotation, cellular component: membrane. The record is from RefSeq and is a predicted model, not a curated record. Gene Ontology annotation, molecular function: G protein-coupled receptor activity. Gene Ontology annotation, biological process: adenylate cyclase-activating G protein-coupled receptor signaling pathway.